CAUCACACCUUCAAAAUCUCGAGCUCGUCUUCGUCGUCUUCUUCUUUUUCUUCUUCCUCCUCCUCUCGCUUGCGAUCACACCGAGACCGACCCACCACCCUCUCUCCAUCCUCCCUCCUCCCUCCUCCCUCCGCCGCUCUUUCUCUCUCUAAGCAGCCUCGUGAUUCGAGCUCUGACACCAGCUUCGCUCUUUCGAAACCCUAAAGGAGUCCUAAUUUGAGCCAAACCCUAACGCACUGGUUCGGCGCCUCCCAACGUCUUCUCCUCCAGCUUGGAAGCAGACUCGGAGUAAUUAUAGGCUUGAUUAAGCUUAUUAAGGUCAGAGGCUGCUACUGAGGAUGAAUACACAACAAGCUUUCCAUCCUAAAUCUUCUGCUAAUGGUUUUGGCCGUCGAAGAGGUGAAAGAGAAGGGGCUCCUAGGGUCGAGAAUAAGUCAAAGUCUGGAACAGCAAACCACAGCAGAUUAACAAGCAGAAAAUCUGGAAACUCUGAGAGUCCUUCACGUGAUCGAUUAGUAUAUAUGACCACAUGUCUUAUUGGGCAUAAUGUGGAAGUGCAGGUGGAAAAUGGAUCUGUAUACUCUGGAAUAUUUCAUGCAACAAACGCUGAAAGGGACUUUGGAAUCAUCUUGAAAAUGGCACGAAUGAUAAAGGAUGGUUCUGUACGCGGACAAAAGUCUAUGACAGAGUCGGUUAGCAAGGCUCCUUCAAAGACUUUAAUUAUACCUGCCAAGGAACUUGUCCAAGUUAUUGCAAAGGAUGUCUCAAUAACGAGAGAUGGAUUGUUAAAUGAGGUUCAGCAUGAAAAACAUCAGGACCUUAUGAUAGAUUCCUUCAUAUCACAAUCCCACCGUGGUGAGAUGGAUAGAGAGCUGGAACCGUGGGUACCUGAUGAAGAUGAUCCACGUUGUCCUGAAUUGGAAAAUAUAUUUGAUGGACAAUGGAAUAGGAACUGGGAUCAGUUUGAAACAAAUGAAACAUUAUUUGGGGUAAAAAGCACAUUUGAUGCGGACCUUUACACCACUAAACUUGAGAAAGGCCCUCAAACAAGAGAGUUGGAAAGGGAAGCUUUAAGAAUAGCAAGGGAAAUUGAGUGUGAGGAUACACCUGAUCUGCAUAUGGCAGAGGAAAGAGGCAUUCACCUUUGUGGGGAUAUUGAUGAGGAGACAAGAUUCUCCUCUGUUUAUCGGGGGGAAGUAGUUGAUGAUAGUGGAUAUGAUGAAGAUGAGGAUAUUUUGUUGGAUUCACUUAAUACUGAAACCUUUGGAGAUUCUACUGGUUCUUUAAGGAAGAAUUCAAUUGACUGGACCACUGGAAAAAGAAACGAUGGGGCGCCAUCGAGCUCUUCAUUUGUUGAUUACACACAAUGUUCUGAGUCAAAUGGUGCCCCAGAUUUAGGUCGCUCUGGAUCUUAUGACCAUGCUAGACAGCUGGCAUCAGAAACACCUUUCAAGAGCUUCCCCUGUACAGCUGGUGAAAGAAGUGAAAAUAGAGAGGUGGAUGCUACCGCUGAGUCUGUAGUAAAGCCGAAGCUAGCUGAAGACAAUCAAACGUCAGAACCAGACGAUUCACAGCCAUCAUUGAUUGGGAAGGAAGAUGUGUUUGAUAAAGGGGGGUUAUCCUCCAGUGCCACCUCUUAUGCUUCUGCUCAGACUUCAUCAAAAGGUCAUGAGAAGAUGGGUUCUAGUGACCCAGUAACUGGCAAAUCACAUGUUCAAACACAGACAGUAAAUUCUCAUGGACGACCUGGUAGUUCUGCAUCUUCCAAUUCGGAAUUCCCAGCUACUGUCUCUUCUUCUGGUGGACCUGGUUUAUCACCAAGCUCAUCUAUGGGUUCGUUGUCCUCUGAGAAGUCAACAUUGAAUCCCCAUGCGAAGGAAUUCAAAUUCAAUCCGCAUGCAAAGAGUUUUGUUCCAUCUCAAGCGCCUGUUAGGCCUCCAUCCCCCGUGUCUGAUGGCUCCUUCUAUUAUCCAACUAACGCACCUGCAGUACCACAUAUGCCGGGCAUGCCUGUUGGCAUUGGAGGUGGGCCCUCUUUUGGACACCAACCUGUUAUGUUUAAUCCACAGACAAUGCAAGGACCCCAACCCUUUUUUCAUCCAAAUGGGCCUCAGUAUGGGCAACAGAUGCUUCUUGGCCAUCCUAGGCAAGUCGUAUACAUGCCAAACUACCAACCUGAAAUGCCUUACAAAGGACGAGAUUAUUAACCAGUUGUUGGAAGAAGGCAUCUGGUUGUUCUGGUCCGUGGCUCUACAGAAUAACUCCAUGGAGACUUCUUGGAACAAUUUUUUGAAGGAGCACAACCCUCCAGUCCAAAAAAGGUCCUCUAUAGUUGAAUCUUUUGUGUCAGGGAAAGUUUAAUCGUUCCCGGAUUUACCGUCAUGAACCUAAAGCAUUAAUGGGUACAAUUUGAAUUUGGAUUUUCUCAAACUUGAUACAUUACAUCCAUGUUGUCACUUAUUUUUAAUUUAUGAAACAUUUAUAUUUGUUGGAGCUUAUUUUCUGUGAUAAGCACUCUUUGGUU
Malus domestica (apple) is the source of this 2524-nucleotide messenger RNA. Its product is annotated as polyadenylate-binding protein-interacting protein 3-like. The record is from RefSeq and is a predicted model, not a curated record. Gene Ontology annotation, cellular component: cytoplasmic stress granule. NCBI's taxonomy places the organism in Eukaryota, Viridiplantae, Streptophyta, Magnoliopsida, Rosales, Rosaceae. Gene Ontology annotation, biological process: cytoplasmic stress granule assembly. Gene Ontology annotation, molecular function: mRNA binding.